AUGGCGUACAAUCGUGCUUUCGCCUUGCAGCAUCGAGGUCUUAUUGGUGGUGUUGUAAGCGGUGUCGAUGGUAUUCUGGGAGGCAACAACGGUGCAUCUACAUCUUCCACUAGUGACCCGUUGGGCCUCGGAGGGUUGACCAGCGCUUUGUCUCCGCUCUUCCCAACGGGAGCACAGUCAACCUCUACCAGCUCAACUAUCCUUUUAACGGACUCGUCAAGUAGCAGUGCGACCCCCACUUCGGCGUCCUCGUCUUCCACGAGUUCUUCCACAACAUUGCAAUCGACAGUCUCAACGACAUCUGCGACGACGUCCUCGACAUCGACAUCGUCUUCCGCGUCGUCUUCGGCUGCUCGCUCGACAUCGACAAACUCGAACAGUUCUACGAGUGCUCCUACAUUGACGAACACACUUUCCCCUACACUUUCUGCUCAUUCAUCCUCUACAACCCAUUCCUCCUCUUCCUCGUCUCCUUCCCCGUCUACCUCAUCCGCCACGUUGCCAGCAUCUUCACCUCAGGGAUUUCUUCAGAACAAAGCUCUCAGUGUCGGCGUUAUUACGGCGUCCUCUCUUGUCGCACUGAUCUUAAUUGUUGUCCUCGCAACGUGGGCAAUUCGGAGGCGAAGUCGCAACAAGCUGCACGACGAGGCCGUUGACUGGACCCCAUUUCCCUCAUCGGAUGAGCUGCCCGGCAGGGCCGAUGUAGAGCAGGGGGGUAACGAUGGAACUGGCCUUCCCGGGGAGGGCCGCAGAGGCUCUCGUGGAAGCGGGCUCACUUCAGGCUCGCAGACGAUAGCCCCGGCGGAGUCGUCCAGCGCACAGAAGAAUGCACAUGCACAAGGCCCGGAUAUGUAUGAGCGGACAGGAUACCCCGCUCUUCCCGUAUUCGUCCCUGCGCCGACUACUCCCCAAGCGACGUAUGCGAACCAGCCAUAUUCCAAUCCAGUUCAAAACGUCGCUGAUCUCGGACCCUACCCCUCUUUCGACCCGCGUGCUGGCCCGAGCGCAUACAACCCUAAAGCGCCAUUGCUCCUUCCCGCUAACAACGUUGAUAGUCGAUAUUCCCGCAGCUAUGCGUCCAGGCAAUCCCAGCGCAAGCAGCAGCAAGCUCUGCUCCCGCUCAACAUUGGCGCCUCUCGCAGCGUCGACGCAAGUCCCCCCGCCUACCCUGGUGGAAGCGGUGCAGUCCCCAGUCCAAUUUCGGCCGUGUCCCUCACCGCCGGCCCCGUUCAGCCUGCGGGCACGGUGAAUCCUGCGAACCCACGAGAGAGCCCCACGGACCAAAUGCUGAUUGUACCUGGCUCGCGGUCGAAGCACUCGUCUUUGCUCGACUCGCCUGCGCAGCUCGCGUACACCAUAAACGAACCCGCAGAGCGGGAGCGGCCGCUUUCGCACACCAGACAGCUGGGGUCGACCCCAGCGCAACUUCCGGACGAGUUUGGCUCGGUAGCUGCGGUCUCUGGCGACGAGAAGGCGGCAUUGCGGCGGCUCACUGUGAGUACUUUGGUCGUCCCUACGUGA
This is a messenger RNA of Fibroporia radiculosa, 1521 nucleotides long. RefSeq lists its product as uncharacterized. The transcript is spliced from 4 exons. Lineage: Eukaryota; Fungi; Basidiomycota; Agaricomycetes; Polyporales; Fibroporiaceae. The coding region runs from base 1 to 1521 and encodes 506 amino acids. The record is from RefSeq and is a predicted model, not a curated record.